Thyridium curvatum is the source of this 1074-nucleotide messenger RNA. RefSeq lists its product as uncharacterized. The coding region runs from base 1 to 1074 and encodes 357 amino acids. The transcript is spliced from 3 exons. The record is from RefSeq and is a predicted model, not a curated record. Gene Ontology annotation, cellular component: endoplasmic reticulum; membrane; dehydrodolichyl diphosphate synthase complex. NCBI's taxonomy places the organism in Eukaryota, Fungi, Ascomycota, Sordariomycetes, Thyridiales, Thyridiaceae. Gene Ontology annotation, molecular function: ditrans,polycis-polyprenyl diphosphate synthase [(2E,6E)-farnesyl diphosphate specific] activity.
AUGACGAGUCUCUACUUUCCCCGCAUACGCAACUGGUUCUUCAGCUCGCCGCCGGCAGAAUGGGCCCUCAACCAGCUGCGCGAGCUUAUCAUCGGCGCUCUCUCCCAAGGACCCAUCCCGCGGCAUGUAGCAUUUGAGAUGGAUGGCAACCGGCGAUAUGCACGGAGUCACAAGAUUGAAACCAUAGAAGGGCAUCACCUGGGUUUUGAGGCUCUCGCGAGGGUGCUCGAAAUAUGCUACAAAUGCGGUGUCAAGGUGGUCACAGUCUACGCAUUCAGCAUUGAGAACUUCAACCGACCCAAAUACGAAGUCGACGGGCUUAUGGAGCUGGCGAGGGCCAAGCUCGAGCAGCUGACGCAACACGAUGAGCUGCUAGAGCGAUAUGGUGCCAGGGUGUGCAUUCUUGGACAGAAGGAUCUGAUCCGUGCCGACGUGCUGGAAGUUGUUGAGCGCGCCGAAGAAAACACCAAGAACAACAAGAACUGUGUUCUUAACAUAUGUUUCCCCUAUACCUCCCGGGAGGAGAUCACCCAGUCUAUACGUGCGACUGUACAAGAGUACUCAAUGCCGCCGCGUCCCCAAAAUACGCCGUUCUCGCAGACCCGCAUCAAGCAAAAGAUCCUCUCCAAGCAGGCCGAUGGAACAGAGUCCUUGUCUACCAUCCGUGAAGGCUCCCCUACGCCGUCCUCGUCAAGAUCAGAAGAUGUGGAUGACUCUGUCUCAUCCUCUACGACGCUACCAACGACCGACUCGCCACCCUCGCGAACUGGGGCGGCACACAACAUUACCAUAUAUCCGAAUCCGGAGAACAUCACCACGGAUACCCUUGACAACCACAUGUACACCUCUGGCAACCCACCCUUGGACAUCUUUGUCAGGACUAGUGGUGUGGAACGACUUAGCGACUUCAUGUUAUGGCAGUGCCACCAAGAUACCCAGAUUUUCUUCCUCAAGUGUUUCUGGCCGGAGUUUGACCUUUGGCAAUUCCUGCCGGUCCUGGUAGAGUGGCAGUGGCGGCAAAAGCAGAAGGCAAGGGAUGAGAAGCCGCGGCGGCAUCUUAAGAAGCAGCCCUAA